Molecule: messenger RNA, 1971 nt
Organism: Clonostachys rhizophaga
Lineage: Eukaryota; Fungi; Ascomycota; Sordariomycetes; Hypocreales; Bionectriaceae
Source: the annotation of a GenBank genome assembly
AUGGCUGACAGAGCCAUCAGCCGUACGCGCAACCAGCGCGCAAAACGAGUUACUCAGGCCUGUGAUUACUGCCGCCAGAAGCGGUUGAAAUGCACGGAGAACCAAUACCCCUGCUUGAACUGCCAACUGUACAACGCCGAGUGCACCACGCGUGGCCAGGCCCGGCGUGUCGGGACUACCCAGACGUCGAGUGAUUCUGGAGCCCAUGAUGUCGUCCGGGCGGCUGAGAACCAGCCGCAAGUAGGAAUGGCGCAGUGGACGCAGGAGCAGGAUUUGGACCACGCUGCGAACCAGGACUUUAACAACCUGGUGCAGCAACUGGAAAAUGGUGUCGCUUCGGACUUUAUCGACCUGGACGAUGCCAUGUGUGCUGACUUUCCCAAUGCCGAUACCCUCCUAAGCCCGGGACAUGGGCCCUGGACGGGGUAUACUCUGCCAACUCGGCCACAUGCCACGGCAGAUCCCAUGCCCGAGCCGACUGCACUGUCACCCUUUGGCAAAGUGUCAAGCAUCGAUUCGCUCGUCAAGCAAGACCCAAACACGACAGAAUUAGACCGAUCCAUACCCCCGGGUAUCUUCAUCCGAAAGAAUGAAGGGAUAACUUCAGUGGGAGCGACGAUGGCUCUCUGCCUAAAGGAUGCCCAUGAAAGCCAGCGAAUUCCUGUCGAUGGAAACUCCAUGGGGUUCCUGGUUGAAGCAGGCCCCCAUGUGGAUGAGGUAGGCUUGUCGUCUCGCCUUGACCUCUCAGCGCAGAGCCUGCCUCGAUCAGAAGCAGCUAUGCAGAGCAUUGAUGCAUAUUUCAAAACCGUCGAUGGCUUCUACCCCAUAGUCGAUGAGGAGCCCUUGCGCGCUAAAGCCCACAUGCUAUACACGUCGGACCGAUCACAUGUCAGCGUCGUUGACUACUCAAUGUUUUACCUCGUCGUGUCGCUAGGUGCAAUGGGCAUCAGCCAGACGUCUGGCCGUUCCGACGCCAGCGAGCAGCUCUCUGUCGAUGCCUACGAGCGGGCCUGGUCCAUAAUGAGCGAUUCGAUCGCAACACCAUGCGAGGCCUCGUUGCAGGUUCUCUUGCUUCAUAUUGUCCGGCAUUCUUACUUUGGCAAGUCUGGGAUCGCAUGGGUCUUUUGCGGUCUUGCCAUACGCAUCGCCGAGGCGAUCGGACUGCAUCGGAAAAUCCCCAAGGAGAUGGAUGUGCCAAAAAGUCAAGUGUGGCUUCGUUCACGGCUCUGGUGGAUUUUGCUGCACCUCGAUGCGAGUCUCUCCAUCUCGCAGGGCAGGCCGCCCGGGCUCAUCAACCCGACGUACGAUCUGGAUACGAGGCUUCCAGACGCAGGCAUGGACGAGGACAAACUGGUCCCAAGCCUGGCACAGUUCCUCACCUGGCGUUUCAGGCUUAACCGGAUCCAGACGCGCUUCUGUAGCGCCAUGCACUCCAGCGAUACCGCUGCCUCGAGGUUGGAGGCAAUCACAAGGGCAGAUGAAGAGAUGAGCGAGUGGAAGGGUGACUUGCCCACCAUAUGCAGACCGGAUCACCACAUUUCGGUGUCGCCUGACAGGUACCUACAGGUCGUCCUCUUGCACUUGGACUAUUUCAACUUGCUGCGGACGAUCUACUGGGCAGCUAUUACACUGGGAUCUACCGGUAGCAACGCGAGCCCCCGCAUCCAAGCGAGCGAAAUCCUAUGCGUCGAAGCGGCACGGUCUUUCAUCAAGACAUUAAACAAUAGUUUCCUCACGAACAACUACAUGGCGGCAAUAGCAGUGUUAUACCGAAGCAUCUCUAAGAAUCCGCUUAGUUUCUCAGCGCGGGCGGACCUCGAGCAUUUGCGCGCAGGCAAGAUUCAUCUCGACCUUGAUACGCCUAGCAACGGUACUGUUCCGGCCUUGAAGGCCCUGUUUGAGAACAUGCUCUCGAAUGCGCAGGAUUUUGUCUGGAAACCGGAUUUCUUUCACAGUACAAGGACUCGCUAA